This is a messenger RNA of Papaver somniferum (opium poppy), 1215 nucleotides long. Its product is annotated as WUSCHEL-related homeobox 3-like. NCBI's taxonomy places the organism in Eukaryota, Viridiplantae, Streptophyta, Magnoliopsida, Ranunculales, Papaveraceae. The coding region runs from base 185 to 994 and encodes 269 amino acids. The transcript has 2 exons. Gene Ontology annotation, molecular function: DNA-binding transcription factor activity; DNA binding. Gene Ontology annotation, biological process: plant organ development. The record is from RefSeq and is a predicted model, not a curated record.
UCUCGAUUGUCUUAUUACUCUCAUACAUGUCCUCCUAUAUAUCUCAAUAAGUCUUCUUUGUCUCUUUAACUCUUUCUCCAUGCCCUCCAUCUCAUCUCUUUUCUUUAGCUCUUUCUCUACAUAUACAAGACUUUGAAGAUCAAUUAUUGAUAGAUAUCUGUAAUCUUUAGCUAAUUUAGAGAAUAUGUCACCAGCAACAACACCUGCAUCUACAAGGUGGUGUCCAACCACCGAGCAACUCAUGAUUCUUGAAGAAAUGUAUAAAAGUGGUGUAAGAACUCCGAAUGCAACUCAAAUUCAACAUAUAACAGCUCAUCUUGCUUAUUAUGGUAAGAUUGAAGGUAAGAAUGUUUUCUAUUGGUUUCAAAAUCAUAAAGCAAGAGAUAGACAAAAACUUAGAAGAAAACUCAUUAAUAGACAACAACAUCACCUUCUUCGCCAUCAUGAUCACCAACAACAUAUUUAUGAACAACCUUCUACAACUAUUGGUAUCGGGCCAGGCCUUCAUCAGUUUCCACAAUUUCUUCCUCCCCAACACGAGGAAGCAGGUGGUGAAAUAAUGCUGCAUCAAGAAGGAAAACAAGCAAGUCAAGUAAUGAAGAGAUACAAAUGGACAUAUGAUGAUAAUACUCCCGAAAGGCUAGUGUUGGUUAAUAACCAUCAAAUGAUGGGGAAAUCAUCACAAUCACCAUCACCGUCCUCAACAACAACAACAGUGAAUAUGUAUGACCGUGAUUGGUUGAUGAUGAUGGAUGUCAUGAAUCCACCAACAACUUUCCAGUAUCCUUGCUGCAACAGCGUUAAUAGUAACACCUACUUCAACAACACCAAUGACAAUAACAGACCUAUUCUCAAAACCCUAGAACUUUUUCCCGUUAAAAGCACCAAUCUCAAAGAUGAAUGCUGUGCUGCUACUACUACUACUACCUCAUCUAAGCAGCAGCAUCUCCAUUUCUUAUCUUCUGCAACCUGUUCAUCCACAACAACAAGCUAACUUAGACUUAGAGAACUCUCUCUCUCUCUCUCUAGGUGUUUUUCUAUCUUUCUUCAUGUAGCUUAUUCAUGAUUUAUCUUGGGGUUUUCUUACUUUUGUCAUCUUGGGUUUAAAUUUCUAAGUUAAUUUUAGUUUGUAUGCAAGAAACAAAGACUCUCUUUGUAUGUCUAACUAGCUACCGAUACAGCUAGCCUAUCUAUAUAUUACUUUUCACUUUAUCA